Messenger RNA from Danio aesculapii, 2837 nucleotides. RefSeq names its product enoyl-[acyl-carrier-protein] reductase, mitochondrial. Gene Ontology annotation, molecular function: trans-2-enoyl-CoA reductase (NADPH) activity. NCBI's taxonomy places the organism in Eukaryota, Metazoa, Chordata, Actinopteri, Cypriniformes, Danionidae. The record is from RefSeq and is a predicted model, not a curated record. Bases 165 to 1265 code for a protein of 366 amino acids. Gene Ontology annotation, biological process: fatty acid metabolic process. Gene Ontology annotation, cellular component: mitochondrion. The transcript is spliced from 10 exons.
CACACCUGUGUUUAAACCACUUAUAAAAUGAUUUUUGCUUAAUAGGUCCCAUUUAAAGUAAAACUAGAAGUAACAGAUUUGUUUCCUCACUACACCCAUUCCUGGUGACAACGGCAAAAACGAGGAAGUGCACUUUUCCCUUUAAGUGUGCAGAAAGGCUGCAGAUGUGUAAUGUGAGAGCAGAAGCAGUGGUCAUGCUGGUCAGACGAGUGCUGUGCAGAGGAGCUCAUGGAUGGAGGCUCAGUCAGAGGAGAAACAAUCAGCACAGCUCAGCUCUGGUGUACAGAGAGCAUUCACACAACAUCAACACCGUCAGGAUGGAGCAGUUGCUGUUGCCCCCCGUUGGAAAUCGUUCAGUGCGGAUUCGCAUGCUCGCAGCUCCAGUCAAUCCUGCAGACAUUAACAUGAUCCAGGGUUCAUACCCGAUCCUGUGCCCCGUCCCGGCGGUGGGGGGGAACGAGGGGGUGGGCGAGGUGCUGGAGGUGGGCAGUGAUGUCACAUCUCUCAUGCCUGGAGACUGGGUCGUGCCCAUAGAUGCUGGCUUUGGUACAUGGAGGACAGCUGUUGUGUGUGAAGAGGAUGAGCUCAUCUCCGUUCCCAAAGACAUCUCAGUCCUGGGAGCCGCGACCAUCUUUGUGAACCCCUGCACCGCAUACAGGAUGCUGCAUGACUUUCAGACACUCUCCCCUGGUAAUACCGUGAUUCAGAACGCCUCUAACAGUGCAGUGGGACAGGCUGUGAUUCAGAUCGCUGCGGCGCUGGGCCUAAAAACCAUCAACAUCAUCAGAGACAGAGUGAACCGUGCCGAGCUGAUGCAGGAGCUUCAGUCACUGGGAGCGGAUUAUGUGGUGACAGAAGAGGAAGUGAUGUCAUCAGGACUUAAUCAGCUUUUUGAGGAGGUCCCGAAACCUAAACUGGGCCUGAACUGCGUGGGGGGCUUGAGCGGAGGACUUGUGCUCUCUAAUCUGGAUUAUGGAGGCACAAUGGUCACAUAUGGAGGGAUGGCCAAAAGACCUCUCCAAAUCCCUGCUAAGUCCUUUAUAUUCCACAAUGUGACGCUGAAGGGCUUCUGGUUGACCCAGUGGAAAAGACAGCACAGGACAGAUAAAGCCAAGCUGACGGCCAUGUUGGAUGCGGUGUGUGAGCUGAUGAGGGCUGGACGGCUCUCCGCACCAAACUGCGUGCACACACCAUUUCACCAGUACACAGACGCUUUACAAGCUACAACACAAACACACGGCCGCAAACAUGUGCUCAUUAUGUAGAUGCAAAAACACACAACACACUCAAUGAACAUCUGUAAACAAGUACUGUGCGCUAAUUUAUUCAUCUUAACUGUAAAAGAGGAGCUGACAAACAGGCAAUACAAUAUCUGUUUUAUGUAAAACACCAUUUUGAAGAAAAAAAAAUUAUAUAUUUGAAAAUAUACAGUGGGGGAAAUAAAUAUUGAACAUGUCACCAUUUCUCUCAGAAAACAUAUUUCUAAAGGUGCUGUUGCCUUUAGUUUAUAAAUUAGUUUAUAAAUGAAGUUAAGUGUAAUAAAAUGAAAUGAUGCAGGGAAAAAGUAUUGAACGCAUGAAGAAAGGAAGGCAUAGAAAGGCAGUGAACGCCCAGACAGCAGCUGAAAUCUCUCAGUAGUUCUUUAGCAACCCUCUGCCCUUCCUCAGUGUAAAUGAACAUCAGCUGCUUCAGUCCAACAUCUACAUUAGCUCGAGGAUGAAGAUAAAACCAGGGUGGACAUUUCAGCAAGACAAUGAUCUAAAACACAGCCAAGGAGACUCUCAGAUGCUUUCAGAGAAAGAAAAUCAAGCUGUGAAAUGGCCCAGCCAAUCACCUGACUCGAAUCCAAUAGAGAAUACAAAAUAAUGCUCAGAUUUGAUAGACGAGAGCCACAGAAACAUCAAGACUUUCACACUCUGUUGAAGUCUGUGAGAAACUCACACCUGAGCAAUGCAUGUCACUUAAUUCUCCAUAGCUGAGGCGUCUUUAAGCUGCCAUCACCAAAAAAAGCCUUUAAUAAGAAGUAUUAAAUACAUUUCAGUAGUGCUUUCUCCUUCUGUCAGUCCAUUGUUAUUACACAGAACUCAUUUUCAGAUUUUGUUUUAUUUUUAUGUUUGUGUUGUUUGGGUUUUCAUCAAAAUCUGGUUCAAUUCCAUCUUAACAGCUCCUUAAGAAAUAUUAUUCCCAGGAAAAAACAUGACAAUGUGUUCAAUACUUACUGUAUUUCCCCCACUGUAACUUAAUUAUUUUAAUGGUUAUUUUAUCAAGGGUUUCUUUUCUAAUCUGUAUCCUAAAUAUGUCCUAUGAUAUAACAGAGCAAAAAUGAGAAAAAAACAACAACAACAACUCCUAAUAAUGUAUAAAUAGUGUAAAAGUGAUUUAUCUUUAUUGGUUUUAUUCCAUAUGAAAUUAUGAAUAUAAUGUUUUUCUCCAUGGCUUGUUGGACAUUUUUAAGACAUUUAGUGUGACACCAAACCACAACAAAACUCAAUUUUAUAGUGGAGUAAAAGCUGAGCAGGUGAUGGGCUUCAGUCACAUGAUCCUGAAUGCGGUCCUUCAACUAUUUAAAGUUUUCCGUGGGUAUUGCCUGAUUUAAAAUGAGUAAAUAUUGUGUCAGUGAUGAAAUGUGUCGAGUUCUUGAUUUCAGAAAUGUUGCCAUUUACUUAUUUUAUGAUAACUUUUUAAUUUAUAAGAGCUGUAAUUUAUUGGACUUUUCUUGAGGCGGUCACGUCACCGGACAGUUUUAAGAUUUGGCUCAAAAACAAAUACAUGUAUAUAUAACAGCCUUUUUUGUAACAAGAGGUUCAUAGAAGACAAAUAAAUGUUUAACCAACUUA